Molecule: messenger RNA, 2563 nt
Organism: Pimephales promelas (fathead minnow)
Lineage: Eukaryota; Metazoa; Chordata; Actinopteri; Cypriniformes; Leuciscidae
Gene: gpr19
Product: G protein-coupled receptor 19
Biological process (GO): G protein-coupled receptor signaling pathway; cellular response to hormone stimulus
Cellular component (GO): plasma membrane
Molecular function (GO): peptide binding; G protein-coupled receptor activity
Source: RefSeq, a predicted model, not a curated record
AAAUCUCUCUGAUGAUACAGCUGUCAGUCGCCAUGACAACAGACACAAAAGAACAGCCUCUCCUCAGCAGCUGUAGCCAUGGCAACACCCUCAGACAACAGCAUCAGCUCGGAUGUAACAAACACUUGACAGAUUCAUUACAUCCGCUCAGAUAAUGACACUUGCUGAAGAACAAACCCUGCAUCACUGACGUCACCGGCCGUCCACAAAAUGACAGAUUUUGGCUUUAAAAACGCGCGUUCGUGAAAACGUAAUGCUUGUAUUAGGGUUAAUAAGUAAUGUAUAUUUAAAUAUCUUUGGCUCAGUACGAAAACAAAACAACAAAUCAGUGUUUUAUAAGCCCCACCGUGAUUUGUGGCUCAUACAUGAAUAAUUCAUGAGCACAAUCAAAACUGCUACGUCACGGAUUUACAUACUCGUGUCUGAUGUGAGUGCGCGCGCGUGCUCGAUGGAUGAUGCUGAGAUCGAUUGAUUUGUAAAGCGGAGGACAUGUAUGAGGAGAAGCGAUGGAGGAAAUAAACGACUCGAGAAGGAGGAGGAGGAGGAGAAGAAGAAACGCUUGAUGCGAGGACGCUGAGCUUUGAUCGACUCGGAGAGGCUGAUGAUGUACUUCCUGUCCAUGGAGGGCGCGAAGCCAUCGCUCCACCCUGCUUUCCUUUUCAACGACUCCGAAAGGAACGAUUCUUCAACGCCAACGCCGGUCAUGUGCCGCCUGGACUCGUCCUCGUUCCAGAGCAACGGCUCGCUGACCUCAUACGACCUGACCUAUGACCUGACCCCGACAGAGGUCACGCUCCUCGGCCUGGUGUUCAGCGUCUUCUGGCUCGUGUCGGUUCUGGGAAACUCGCUAGUGUGUCUGGUGAUCCAUCGCAGCCGCAGAACUCAGUCCACGACCAACUACUUUGUGGUGUCGAUGGCGUGUGCGGACCUGCUGCUUAGCUUAGCCUGUGCGCCGCUAGUUCUGCUCCAGGUGUCGGCGGGUCACUGGCCUCUGACCGCGGCCGCAUGUCGAACCGUACGCUACCUUCAGCACCUGUGCCCCGGCGUCCAGGUGUACGUGCUCCUGUCCAUCUGCGUCGACCGCUUUUACACCAUCGUGUACCCGCUAAGUUUUAAAGUGUCGCGCGAGAAGGCUAAGCGCAUGAUUUUAGCAUCAUGGCUGUUCGAUGCCGCCUUCGUGUCGCCGUGUUUGUUCUUCUACGGAUCCACGACUUCUCGGAACCACUGCGACUUCUUCCUAGCAGAUAGCUGGAACGGGUUAGCAUACGCGGUCACGCACCUGCUCUUCGGAUUCCUGGUGCCGGCCCUUCUAAUCGUGUACUUCUACCAGCGGGUGGUGCGCUACAUCUGGAGGAUCGGCGCCGAUGGGCGAACGGUGCGCAGGACCAUGAACAUCGUCCCCAGGACUAAAGUCAAAACCAUUAAGAUGUUCCUGAUGCUAAACGGUAUGUUUCUGCUAAGCUGGAUGCCGUUUUACGUGGCGCAGUUGUGGCACCCGUCGGGCUCCGGCAGACAGGGGGCGCUGUUCUUCAUCGCCGUCACCUGGAUCUCCUUCAGCUCCACCGCGUCCAAACCCACGCUCUACUCCGUGUACAAUGCUAACUUCCGGCGUGGCAUGAGAGAGACCUUCUGCAUGUCAUCUAUGAAGUGCUACCGCAGUAACGCGUACACCAUCACCGCUAGCUCGCGGAUCGCGAAAAAGAACUACAUCGGCGUGGUGGAUCUGCCGGUGCCAGCAAAGACACUCGUCAAAGACUCGGUUUACGACACUUUCGACCGAGAAGCAAAGGAGAAGAAAUUAGCAUGGCCCAUUAGCUCUAACCCACCCAACACUUUUGUGUAAAGGCUCUCUUUUGUCGUAACGCAACAGUUCACACAUACAUUUACAUUAAUUUGUUGUAACAUUCAACGCUGUGCUGUUUUUCAAAAACAUCUUAUUGAACAAAACUAUAUUCUGAGAACAUUUAAAAACACUUCUGUGAACGAUACGAAACAGUGACUGCAUCAUUCUUCAAACAUUAUGAAACGUUACUUCUGAAUCUGAACGUUCUGAAACCAGAAACAUUUAAAAUCAGAUAACUUUGAACGAACGUUCAAUUAAUGUUUUGAGAACGUUUGUUCAUAACGUUGAGAGAACCUUGACGGAACGUUUCCUGUUCGCUGAGAUGAGGCCAGCUUUGAGUGAACUGUUGCUUUACCUGCACCUCGAUCAUGAAACGCGCGAUCACAUUAGCUCUCUGAUGGAUGGAGCGCCGCUCACACACUUCCUGUUGGACUCACCAUCCCUGACACCUCCUGGAGUAACUGGAUUACGCGGCAGGAUGUGACCGAGCUACGCCUGCAGAGAUGCUAAACCGCGGUGCUACUGCUAACUGUGACGUCACGUGUUCUUCUGUCGGUGUCCUGCAGGAUUCAUGGGAAUCUUCAGAAAUGAGUUUUGUGUUUUUGUCCCUGUAGUUGCAGAUACACUUUGUCUCAUAGGUGUGUGUGUGUCGUGUCAUGAUGCAAGACAGACGUGUCACGUGUCCUUGUGACUUUACAAUUAAACGUCCUGUGAGAUUCA